AUAUGAUUCAUAUCGGUCGCGGAUUGUACACAGCAUUUGUUAGCAUUUUGUAAUUUUUACAAUAUUUGGUAUCAUUUUGCCGCUUUCGAAAUAGUAAGGUAAAGAUAAACGUGUGGUUUAUCAAUACAGUUUUAGCGCAUCAACAAAACUUGCGGUGCAGAGAACUGUUUGGAACAAUUCACAGGCGCGUGCUGUUUGCUGAUUGAAAAGUAUUGAUCGCCCUUCGCGAGAAUGAGUGCUAACGAUGAUCAACAAGAACAACAACAGCGACCCGAUUCUCCCACGGUCGAUGAAGAACGCCCACCGGGGGCGGGAGUGGUGGCCGAACAUGAGAUCGUAAAGAUGGAGGACGUAAUAACAAUCGAUCCUGAAACGACCGAGGUCGAUUUGAAUCAUGGACGCAUUGGGAAGAUUGAAAACCUCGAACCGCUAACAAAACUUGAACGACUAUACCUGCGAUGGAAUUUGAUAAAAAAAAUCGAAAACCUGGACCAUCUUACUUCACUGAUCGAGCUCGAGCUGUACGACAAUCAGAUUACGGAGUUGGAAAACUUAGACCAACUUGUCAACCUGGAAAUGCUCGACGUCAGCUUCAAUCGAUUGCAUCAGAUCAAGAACCUUUCCACGCUGACCAAUCUGCGAAAGCUGUUCCUGUGUGCUAAUCGUAUAUCGUUGAUCGAAAAUCUGGACCAUUUCAGCAGUCUGACCAUGCUGGAGCUGGGAGAUAAUAAGAUCCGGAAAAUUGAAAACCUCGACAAUCUAACCAACAUGACCCAUCUCUAUCUGGGCAAGAACAAGAUAACGAAAAUCGAAAAUCUCGACAAGCUGGUCAAGCUGGAAUGUUUAAGCCUGCAGUGCAACCGGUUAACAAAGAUCGAAAACCUCGACCAGUUAGUCAAUCUGACGGAGCUGUAUCUGUCCGAGAAUGGUAUUGAGACGAUUGAAAAUUUGGACCAAAACAAACAGCUCGAAACGCUCGACCUGGCAAAGAACCGGGUGAAGCGCAUCGAUAACUUGGAACAUUUGCAACAGCUCGAAGAAUUUUGGAUGAACGAUAAUGGCGUAUCGGAAUGGAGUUGCGUGGAUAAGCUUGCCAGCAAUAAGCGUCUUGCGACGGUCUAUCUGGAGCGCAAUCCGGUCGCAAACGAUGUUAACUAUCGACGAAAGCUCAAGCUUGCCGUGCCUUGGUUGCAAAAGAUUGAUGCGACACUCUGCCGUUAGCAGUAUAAUGCAAAUGUACUUUUUUAUGUGUCUUGAGGGCAGGAAUUAAAUAAAACUAGGUCCCAAUAAUUGUAUUACAAACACUCAGUAAACCAGCAGGGUGGUUUGGUAA
Messenger RNA from Anopheles moucheti, 1333 nucleotides. RefSeq names its product protein phosphatase 1 regulatory subunit 7 (gene sds22). The coding region runs from base 232 to 1221 and encodes 329 amino acids. Gene Ontology annotation, molecular function: protein binding. The transcript is spliced from 7 exons. The record is from RefSeq and is a predicted model, not a curated record. Lineage: Eukaryota; Metazoa; Arthropoda; Insecta; Diptera; Culicidae.